CGUUCUAAGGCCUCUGUGUGCCCGCGGAGUAGCCAUCAUGAGCAAAGCUCACCCUCCCGAGUUGAAAAAAAUUAUGGACAAGAAGUUAUCAUUGAAAUUAAAUGGUGGCAGACACAUCCAAGGAAUAUUGCAGGGAUUUGAUCCCUUUAUGAAUCUUGUGAUAGAUGAAUGUGUGGAGAUGGCGACUAGCGGACAACAGAACACUAUUGGAAUGGUGGUAAUAUGAGGAAAUAGUAUCAUCAUGUUAGAAGCCUUGGAACGAGUAUAAAUAAUGGCUGUUCAGUGGAGAAACCCAUGUCCUCUCUCCAUAGGGCCUGUUUUACUAUGAUGUAAAAAUUAGGUCAUGUACAUUUUCAUAUUAGGCUUUUUGCUAAAUAAACUUUUGUAAUAGUCAAAAAUGUUUUCUCAGAUGUUCUGAAUAUAGAAUAUUAGCUCUCAUUCCGAUUUUUUCUGACAUGAAUUUUCCUGGUUGACACUGAUUUAAAAGGGUUUUAUGCAUUAAAGUAGACUAAUCUUGUUAAAA
Messenger RNA from Cebus imitator (Panamanian white-faced capuchin), 523 nucleotides. RefSeq names its product small nuclear ribonucleoprotein G-like. The record is from RefSeq and is a predicted model, not a curated record. Gene Ontology annotation, cellular component: SMN-Sm protein complex; spliceosomal tri-snRNP complex; U1 snRNP. The transcript has a single exon. Gene Ontology annotation, biological process: mRNA splicing, via spliceosome; spliceosomal snRNP assembly. NCBI's taxonomy places the organism in Eukaryota, Metazoa, Chordata, Mammalia, Primates, Cebidae. Bases 38 to 226 code for a protein of 62 amino acids. Gene Ontology annotation, molecular function: RNA binding.